Molecule: messenger RNA, 6373 nt
Organism: Nothobranchius furzeri (turquoise killifish)
Lineage: Eukaryota; Metazoa; Chordata; Actinopteri; Cyprinodontiformes; Nothobranchiidae
Gene: pik3ca
Product: phosphatidylinositol-4,5-bisphosphate 3-kinase, catalytic subunit alpha
Biological process (GO): phosphatidylinositol-mediated signaling; cell migration; phosphatidylinositol 3-kinase/protein kinase B signal transduction
Cellular component (GO): plasma membrane; phosphatidylinositol 3-kinase complex, class IB; cytoplasm
Molecular function (GO): 1-phosphatidylinositol-4-phosphate 3-kinase activity; 1-phosphatidylinositol-3-kinase activity
Source: RefSeq, a predicted model, not a curated record
GAGGGGCCCGGCUCGGCCCGGCCCGGGCCCCCAGCUCAGCAGACAUCGUGGCUGCGUUUGUCGCAGUGACACAACUUGUCCUCCCGUCGACCACCACUUCCCCAGGUGGAGUCCUUCGGACGGGACAUGCAAAUCUGUCCCUAGUCUCUGUGACGGUAAACCUCACCGUCGGCCACCGCGGGAGGGUUUCCCCCGUCCGCUGCUGUGACGGGGAUCUGGCGCAGAACUGACAGACAGAUAACGGCUUCUCCCCGGCCGGCGCCGGGAGCCUCCGACCGGCCGCUGGGAACCGGGAGGGACUGGCUAGCGAGAAGCUAACUACCGUUAGCCCAGGAUAUCCUUUCACCCUAGCGUCCUCUUGACAGUUUUGACAUCAAGGCAGAAGUCCUCCCAACAAACGUUUAAGCGACGGCGUGAAGAUGGAUUGAAAGAUGAAGGGUGGAACUUUCCCAUCAUCCCACUAGGAGGGCGUCUCUCAAAGCCUAAUUGUGUAACUAAGUUGAGAGACUUGAGAGGAAGAUGCCUCCGAGGCCAUCCUCAGGGGAGCUAUGGGGAAUCCACUUGAUGCCUCCAAGGAUCUUGGUGGACUGCCUGCUGCCCAAUGGGAUGAUUCUCACCCUAGAGUGUCUUCGAGAGGCCGCACUCAAUACCAUCAAACAUGAGCUGUUUAAGGAGGUCAGAAAGUAUCCUCUCCAUCACCUCCUACAGGAGGAGACAUCGUACAUCUUUGUCAGUGUUACACAGGAAGCAGAGCGGGAAGAGUUCUACGAUGAGACCCGAAGGCUGUGUGAUCUUCGACUCUUCCAGCCGUUCCUCAAAGUCAUUGAACCAGUUGGCAACAGAGAGGAAAAGAUCCUAAACCGAGAAAUUGGUUUUGCCAUUGGUAUGCCUGUGUGUGAAUUUGACCUGGUGAAGGACCCAGAGGUUCAGGACUUCAGGAGGAACAUCUUGAAUGUGUGUAAAGAUUCAGUGGAGCUGAGAGAUUCCAGUGGGCCUCACAGCAGGGCACUCUAUGUUUACCCCCCCAACGUAGAGUCCACGCAGGAGCUUCCUAAACACAUUUAUAGCAAACUUGACAAAGGUCAGAUCAUCGUUGUAAUAUGGGUGAUCGUUUCCCCUAACAACGACAAACAAAAGUAUACGCUGAAGAUCAACCACGACUGUGUGCCUGAACAGGUGAUUGCAGAGGCCAUUCGCAAGAAGACACGCAGCAUGCUGCUGUCCCCCGAACAGCUGAAGAUGUGUGUUCAGGAAUAUCAGGGGAAAUACAUCCUGAAAGUUUGUGGUUGUGAUGAAUAUCUGCUGGAAAAGUACCCUAUUAGCCAGUAUAAGUACAUUCGUAGUUGCAUCAUGCUAAGCAGGAUGCCCAACCUGAUGCUUAUGGCUAAAGACAGCUUGUACACCCAGUUGCCUACGGACAGCUUCGUCAUGCCAUCAUACUCCAGACGGAUCUCCACGGCAACAUCAUAUAUGAAUGGAGAGGCAGCUUCCAAGUCUCUGUGGACCAUCAAUGGAACCCUUCGGAUACGAAUCCUUUGUGCCACUUAUGUUAACGUGAAUAUACGGGACAUAGACAAGAUCUAUGUGAGAACAGGAAUUUAUCAUGGAGGUGAACAAAUGUGUGACAACGUCAACACGCAGAGAGUCCCCUGCUCUAAUCCCAGGUGGAAUGAGUGGCUCACCUAUGACAUGUACAUUCCUGAUAUCCCUCGAGCUGCCAGACUCUGCCUCUCCGUCUGCUCUGUGAAGGGCCGAAAGGGAGCCAAAGAGGAGCACUGUCCACUAGCCUGGGGCAACAUCAACCUUUUCGACUACACUCACACUCUGGUAGCAAGCAAGAUGGCUCUGAACCUCUGGCCUGUUCCUCAUGGCCUUGAAGACCUUCUCAACCCCAUCGGAGUCACGGGUUCAAACCCCAAUAAGGAAACGCCGUGUCUGGAACUGGAAUUCGACCACUUCAGCAGUCCUGUCAAAUACCCAGACAUGAAUGCUGUGGAGGAUCAUGCAAACUGGACCAUCUCAAGGGAGCUGGGUUUUAACUACAACCUGUCCGGACAGAGCAACCGCGUGGCCAGAGAUCACGCCCUGACGGAGAGUGACACUGAACAGCUGAGACAGCUGAGCAACAGGGACCCUCUGUCAGAAAUCACUGAGCAGGAGAAAGAUUUCCUCUGGAGACACCGGCAUUACUGCAUGAACUUUCCAGAGAUUCUUCCCAAGAUCCUCCUGGCUGUCAAAUGGAACUCCCGAGAUGAGGUGGCACAGAUGUAUUGUCUAUUGAAGGAAUGGCCAUCUAUCCGUCCUGAGCAGGCCAUGGAACUGUUGGACUGUAACUAUCCAGACCCCAUGGUCCGGCACUUUGCUGUGCGCUGCCUUGAGAAGUACUUGACUGAUGACAAACUGUCCCAGUACCUCAUCCAGCUGGUGCAGGUGUUAAAAUAUGAGCAGUACCUGGACAAUCCACUGGCUCGCUUCCUCCUCAAGAAGGCCUUAACAAACCAAAGGAUAGGACAUUUCUUCUUCUGGCAUCUCAAGUCAGAAAUGCACAAUAAAACUGUGAGUCAGAGGUUUGGGCUUCUUUUGGAGUCCUACUGCAGGGCCUGUGGCAUGUACCUCAAACACCUGAGCAGACAGGUAGAGGCCAUGGAGAAGCUCAUCAACCUUACCGACAUCCUCAAACAGGAAAAGAAGGAUGAGACUCAGAAGGUCCAGAUGAGGUUUCUGGUGGAGCAGAUGAAGAGACCCGACUACAUGGAUGCUCUGCAGAACUUCACCUCUCCUCUCAACCCUGCACAUCAGCUGGGAAAUCUGAGGUUGGAUGAAUGCAGGAUCAUGUCAUCUGCAAAGAGGCCGUUGUGGCUGAACUGGGAGAAUCCUGACAUCAUGUCUGAGUUACUCUUUCAAAACAACGAGAUCAUCUUCAAAAAUGGAGAUGAUUUGCGUCAGGACAUGCUGACAUUGCAGAUCAUUAAGAUCAUGGAGAACAUCUGGCAGAAUCAGGGACUGGACCUACGGAUGUUGCCCUAUGGCUGUCUGUCUCUAGGAGACUGUGUCGGUCUCAUAGAGGUGGUUCGAAACUCCCACACGAUCAUGCAGAUUCAGUGUAAAGGAGGCCUGAAAGGAGCGCUUCAGUUCAACUCCAACACGCUGCAUCAGUGGCUGAAGGACAAAAACAAGGGAGAAAUGUAUGACAUGGCUGUGGAUCUGUUCACGAGGUCCUGUGCUGGCUACUGUGUAGCUACAUUUAUCCUGGGGAUAGGAGACAGGCACAACAGCAACAUUAUGGUCAAAGAUGAUGGGCAGCUGUUUCAUAUCGACUUUGGCCAUUUCCUGGAUCAUAAAAAGAAGAAAUUUGGCUACAAGAGAGAGAGAGUGCCUUUUGUUCUGACACAAGACUUCCUCAUUGUCAUCAGCAAGGGAUCCCCGGAGUGCACAAAGACCAAAGAGUUUGAGAGGUUCCAGGAAAUGUGCUACAAAGCUUACCUGGCCAUCCGACAACACGCCAACCUCUUCAUCAACCUGUUCUCCAUGAUGCUCGGCUCCGGCAUGCCCGAACUCCAAUCGUUUGAUGACAUCGCUUACAUCCGAAAGACGCUGGCUCUGGAGAAAAGCGAGCAGGAGGCGUUGGAUUAUUUUAUGAAGCAGAUGAACGAUGCCCACCAUGGAGGAUGGACCACUAAGAUGGACUGGAUUUUCCACACGAUUAGGCAGCAUGCCCUAAACUAAUUCCUCAAACACAAGCAAGAUCCACCAGUAUUUAUUAUUGCCUGUCUGAGGAAACCCUCACAGCAGCGACACAAGCGCACCAACUAUGGAAGGUUGUGCGCUUGAUUGACUGUUUUGGAAGCACUUUUUAUUUAAACAUGUUCCUGUUAAUCUGCAUUUUCAUUGGAUUUUUCUUAUUAUUAUUAUUUUGGUCUGUCUUCCGGUGUGAGUUUGGAAAUACCCUUGCACUGUCCACGGCUUGUGUCGGGGUCCGGAUUAAAACGUUUUCCUCGCGACUCUGAAGAAAGCUCAAACCUGGAGGAUGCUUUCGUUUCUGCCCACCAAGUUCUGCUCUCACCAACUUAAAUCUUUGCUGCUCUUAAACGAAACACCUUCUGGCUCAAAGGAGCCAUGUUUGCCAAGGUGUUAAUGUAGCCACAGAGCGAGUUCAGCUCGCUUCCCUUCGGUCGUUAUUAGCGCAGCACUUUAGCUCAGAGCCACCAUGGCUGAGGAGAUGAGGACACAUGGGACUGUUCAGAUCGUUUCAUGUAAAUCCUGACUCGAGUGUCUUCCACCAGCGUCGUGAAGCCGCCCUUCACAGAUGAUUUAGCCCCCGCCACCAAAACUUUACCUGAAAGGAAAAAAUAUAUAUAUAUAUUUGGAUGUUUUAGAGUUUUAUGUGUUCAGUCGAAGCUUCACAAAUCUUUGAACUUCUCGUGCAGCAGCUCAGCUUUGUUGUUGACGCCCCUUUUUGGAAUCAUUUAUUUGAUAAAGAGCUAAACAUCUCGUAGUUUACGUCAUUUAUUUAGUUUUCCUCUCUUGCAUCACCGCGCUGCUCAAAGUUAAACAGACGUGAAGCGGCCGUGCUUGGUGAGCCAGAAAGCAUAAAUGAAUUAGCAUCAUUUUUAAUCCUAAAUCCACCAGAGUGGGCUAGAUUUAGAUUAUUAUUCACCUAAACUCCUUUCAUCCAAGUAAAAUUACAGGACGUAAAAACACGAAGGCAGCAAAAUAUCAACCUAAAGCCUGCAUUAAAGGAGCCACUAAGGGAAAUUUCAUGCACCAUUAGUAUUUUUAUACAUAUUUAUCAGAUACUAACUGAUAACUGAACAGCUAACUUGAUAUAGUUUGAGAAAUCCCAGUCGGUGUUGGUUUAGGGAUUAAAUGUUUGCUCCGCUGAGAUGAGGCAGUAUUUUACAUGAAUGUUGCCCGGGAGCAGCUUCCUGAGCGCCCGCAGUCGGGCAAUAGAAAUAAAUAUCGAUUCUCAUGUUUGUGACCCCAAAACGGGAAACUGAUCGUCCCAGAGGAUCCUGAGGGGCCUGAGCGUGUGGCGUACAAUCAGUGCAGCUUUUUAAUGGCUUGAAUGUAUUUAAUUGCUUACGUGGACCUUCUUGUUUUUGUUGUGAAAGUCCGAUGCAGUGCCUCUGAUCAAACUGCACGUGUCAAAAACGCAGAAUCCAGUCAAAGCUCAAACUGGAGCUGCACCACGCAGUCAGUCAAAGACUCUAAAAGUAAAUAAAACAAACGUAUGCAUUAAAAAAAAGGACCUAGUUCUAAAUGCCUUUUUGUCCAGAAGGAGGUUAGACUAAUAUGCAUGUUUCUGGAGCAGCAUAACCAGUGUGUAUGACGUAAAAGCGUCGGUCUGUUUUCUAACGUAGGUUUAACGUGCGACCACUCUGUUGUGCUCUGUACUCUCGUAUAUCCUCCUGAUGGUUGUGUGUUUGCUCCCAUGCCUUCACCCUGGUUCUGUGCAGGCUGCAGAGCUUCAUUGGCGGGUUCCAGUGGAAAACAACUGUUCGUGAGUCUGUUGAUGAUGAUGAAGACGAUGAUGUCUAAAUGUUUUGUAAAAUGCCUCCAAAAACGAUGCUUCGUUUGUAAGAAAACCUUUUUUCUUAUGAGUUUUACUUGAAAAUGGAUCCGAUGGAAGCUCAGCCGGAUCCUGUGGGGUUGGAGAAGCGGUUUGUUUAGUACUUACCUGUGAGUGAGUGAGUGAGUGUGUGUUUGUGUCGGCGUCGUUUAUUUGACUCCGCCAGUGAAUGUCAUUGAUGAUGCAGUAAGCGCAAGAUGCAUUUGAAUUUUGGGACUUAUAUUUGUGCUCGAGCCAACAUUUGUAGGAUUGAAAAAUCUCUGAAAGACAUGAAUAAGCUUAUAGUUGCACCCCUUUUCGCCCCUUCCCCCUGAAAGCUUGUUUAAGAGUUCUGUUUGAAGCUGAUCCUGGUUCAGCAUCUCCAGCUGUCUGCAGGAUCGCAUCAGGAAGUUGGAGUUGGUUUCUCCCCUGCUAGCUUAAUGUUUGAAUCUGACUCCUGAUCAACAUGAACACUCUGAAAAUAUAACUCAGAGGAGUGCAAUAUCAGUGCAGUAAACAGCCCCUUUGUGAAGGUUAUUGUGUGUUUGUUGGACUAAACUAACGUGUCUGAAUCCAUUCAUGUUUUACCUCCAUCUGCAUGAGUUUGGGCCCAGAUACAAAUACAGUCCUGUCUCCAAACCGGAGGUUCUUCUCUUCCUUUCAGUAAUUUCUGUUUAAAUGUUUUUUUUUUCUGAGCCAUAAAGGAACUGUAAAUAGGCUAAAUAAGCGAUUUGGAAAAAAAGAAAAUUGGAGUAAAUAGAUUUUUUUGUUAUUUUUUUCUUAUGAUGGGAAAAUAAAUCUAUGGAUUCAUGUUUUUAUAUUCAA